AUGGAUGAGUCAGAUGAUGACUUUCAGGAACUCUGUGCCAGCUUUUUCCAAAGGGUGAAAAAGAAUGGCCCCAAGGAAGUGUCAAAGGAAAAGAAGACACAAAAGGCCUCCAAUGGCACCCAGAUAAGAAGCAAACCAAAAAGGACCAAACAAACUGCUUCUAAGAGCAAAACCCCGCAAGGCCCCACUGAGAGGAAAACUCGCCCUGGCCGCCAGGUCCCACGGACUCAAAAGCACGGGGCACCCAAGAGGCCAGAGACUGGACCAGCUCCCCCUGAAAACACUGAGGGAGGUAUACACACUUCUGCUGUACUCCAGGAUAGUGUGUGGAGCACCCAGACAGAGGCCACCAUGGACAGCCUCUCACAGCCCCCUCCUUCCUGUCUGAUUGCGACGGCGCCAAGUCCCUCCAAACCCAGGGCAGCAGAGCUGGUGCUCCAGCGAAUGCAGCAGUUCAAGAGAGCAGACCCCGAGCGUUUAAAACGAGCUUCCGAAGGCUGCUCACUCGAGGCUGCACCUGAAGAAAAUGUCCCAAAGGGCCCUCAGGAUGUGAUGGCGGUGAACGGGUUUGGGCCCGAGUCCCCCGCCACAGAAAGUGACACCGCAGUGGCCUUGGCCCUCCAGCAGGAGCUUGGGCAGGAACAGGUGUCCGCACCCGACGACAGCCUGGAGGAGAAGGGGUUGUUCUUUUGCCAGAUCUGUCAGAAGAACCUCUCAGCCAUGAACGUGACACGGAGGCAGCAGCACAUGAAUCGGUGCCUGGAUGAGGCUGAAAAGGCACUGAGAUUUCCCAUGCCUCGGAUCCCUGAAUGCCCCAUCUGCGGCAAGCCAUUUCUCACCCUGAAGAGCAGAAUCAGUCACCUGAAACAGUGUGCAGUGAAGAUGGAGGUCGGCCCACAGCUCCUGCUCCAGGCUGUGCGGCUGCAGACAGCUCAGCCUGCAGGCACCUCGGGCACUCCGGCACCCAGCCUCAGCGACGGAGCUGGCUGUCUGAAGCAGAAGGGAGCCACCGCCAAGAAGGAGCCACGGAAGAGGCGGAAGGUCACUGGGCCCGAGGCGCCAUCCGAGGACCUGCUGGUGGCCAUGGCUCUGUCCCGCUCGGAGACGGAGCAGGAGGCAGUGCCGGCAGCGCUCAGGCUGGGGAACGCUUUUGCAGAGAGGACGAGACUACGAGCAGAGAAGAAAACCCGCAAGAAGAAAGCCCCCGCGCCCCCCCCACAGCUGUUAGUCCAGGACCCGGAGACCACCGGCCGGCAGAUAGAGGACCGCGUGGCCCAGCUCCUGUCGGAGGAGGUGGAGCUGUCCAGCACGCCGCCGCUCCCUGCCAGCAGGAUCCGAGAGGAAGAGCUGGCCAGGGGCAGCCGGGCCCUGCGACCUCCUGGAGGGGCGCAGAACUUGCUGUGGGAGGCCAGUGCCCUGACCGGGGCUGGGGCCCUGGAAUCCUUUUACACGGCCAGCCUGGUGCCUCCCCUGGUGCCCCAGCGGCCUGCCAAGGGUCUCACACAAGAGCCCAUGCGGCUGCCACGGCCACCCAAGCCGCCAGAACUGAGUGUGGGAACACCCCCUUCUGUGGGCCACAGCCUCCAGAGCCCAGUGCCCUCCGCCAGCCAGAGGGAGCGCCAGGCCCUGCAGGAUCUGCUGGAGCUGGCGGGAGAGAGGUUGCCCGCCAGCCCGUGCAGCAGGGACCUGGCUGGCUCGGGAGGGGCUGCAGGGAUGGACUUGUCACUCGGCGGCCUUCCACUGACUGGGUUUGUCCUGCCAGCCAAGGAGAAGUACCUGGAGGAGGGCGGCCAGGCUUCGCUCGCCCUUGGUUUGCUGGUGGCCGACUUCAGUGCCAUGGUCAACAACCCACACCUGAGCGACAUUCAGUUUCAGACAGACAGUGGGGAGGUGCUCUAUGCCCACAAGUUUGUGCUCUAUGCCCGAUGCCCACUUCUCAUGCAGCAUGUAAACAGUGAAGGCUUCCUGGCCGAAGAGGACGGUGACUUGAGGCGCCAGCGCGUGCUGCUGAGUGACGUCAGCGCCGAGGCCGCCCAGGCGUUCCUGCAUUACCUCUAUGCUGCUGACAGCGUCCUGACUCCCCAGCUGGCCCCCGACCUGCGCUCUCUGGCCCAGAGGUUUGGGGUGAGUGAGCUUGUUCACCUGUGCGAACAAGUGCCCAUUGUGACAGAUGCAGAAGGUGGACAGCGAAAGGAGCAGGAAGACGAGGAUGCUGACGGCAGAGUGGAGACUUUCCGAGAGCUCCUGCGUUCUGUGUGGCUGGGUGAGGAGGAGGGAGCAGAGGCCCUGCUGAAACCUGAGGGCCGCGAAGAAGACAGAGAAAAGGUCAACGAGGAGGAGAUGGAAGAAAUUUAUGAAUUCGCAGCUACUCAGCGAAAGCGGCUCCAGGGGGAGAAAGCCCCAGAGCCAAAGGAAGAAGGCGACCUGCUCAGGGAGGAUGGUCCAGUUUCUGGGGAAAUCCUCCAAAGCAAACAGGAUAAAGAACAGCCAGAAAAUGCAGGGCAGUUGGAAUCAUCCGGGCAAGGAAGAGAUGAGACCCCGGCCAAAUGGGGAAACACAAGACUGUCCACACUCCUGCCCCCCAGCAACCAGGCUUUGAAUGGGGAAGAGAAAGCAGAGGGCCGUGCAGAGAGGCAGGAAAACGCCCCUCUGUGCUCAGCUGAUGAUGAUAAUGAUCAACAGCCUUUUUCAUCACCUCAGGCUGGAUACCCUGAACUCUCCGGGGUGAUGAGCAAUCGGGAGGAAGGAAAUAGGACCAUCCCGGAAAGGGAGGUAGAGGGUUUCCGUCCCUCUGCCCACCAGCAGGCACACCCCUCACGCUCAUGCUUCCUCCCACCGCAGCCCCAUCAAGGCCGGAGUCCUCGCCAGCCACGUCCUCGCGCCCGUUGCCCCAGUGACCUCCCGCUGCAGGGUACAGCUUCCAGCGUGGCCUCCCAGAACUCAUCACCGAAGCCAAAGAGGGCCAGGCGCCUUCCCUCAUCACGUGAGGACCCAGGCCAGAAAGACAAGGAAUGUAGCUCCCCAUCGGAACGCAGAGGUAAAGGGGUCCUGAUCUUCCCAGAAAAAUCUCCACCCAUGGAUCUAACCUGGUCAGGACCUGGCUGCCAGAGCUCCAGGCCUGAGACUUCUCCCUGCAGCGUGCACAGAGAAGAUGAGGUGAUCCUGUUACUGGAUUCAGAUGAAGAGCUGGAGCUGGAGCAAACCAAAGCAAAAUCAUUUCUGAACAGCCCCUCAGAAGACAAGAAAGUUCUGGAAGUCAGCGCCAGGUCCUCUGAAUUGUUCUCCAUCAUCGACCUCGACGCGGAGCAGGAGCCUCCCCAAAGCCAGACAGGAAGCCAGGCCCCACUGCCGCAGGAGGUGGAGGGGCGGCUGGGGGCCAGUGCCGAGGAGGACAGCACCACGGACACCUCGUGGCUGGUGCCCGCCACUCCGCUGGCCGGCAGGAGCUGCGACUGUUCCUCGCAGACUCAGAUCACAGGCCUCAGGGCCAGGCCACCAGCAGACCCGCUGGCUCCGCCCACGCCCAGAGCCCUGUUAGAGAACAGGGACGAACCCGAAGCCACGAGUAAGUUUUCGGUCAUCGUACCCCAGACGUCGUCCCCACGCCUGGGCCCCCCCACUCCUGGAAGCUCUGAUGGGAGAAGGCAGGUCUGCAGGCAGACAUCCAGCCCCCGCCGCAGACGCCUCCCAUGCGCUUCUCCUCUGGCUACCCGACCCAUCUUAGGAGGCCUCACCGACCUCCCCGGGCAGCUCCCAAGGUGCCCGCCUCCUCCACAGAGCCCGGUGGCUCGGGCUCCCGUGACUGAAGUGGUGGAGGUGGAAGACAGUGAAGAUGAGCAGGAGGCGGCCUCCCAGCAGGCGAUCUGCAGCCCCCUGCUGGACGGCGACCCCCCGAUUCCAGCCGAGGACUGGUGCUGGCACGUGGAACCGCUCUCACCAAUCCCCAUUGACCGCCUGAACCUUGAGCGGACAGGCCCCUUGAGCGCCAGCAGCCCCAGCAGCAGGGCAGAGGGGGCCCCAGACAGCAGGGACCGCCGCUCCCCGGCACUGCUGGGCACCACCCCUGUCCGAGGGAGCCACACUGGCCGGAGGAAGUCUCGCGAGAAGUCCUCUGGGGCCGGCUCCCCUGGGAGCCACCAGCAGAGCUUUCUGAACUCAGCUCUGUGGGAUGACUGGAAUGAAGAAGAUCAGAGGUCCCCAGAGGCUCUUCCUCUGCCCCAGACACCGCGAGCAGAUAGAGCCCAGAGGUCACACGAGUUACAGACGCCACAAGGUGCUGAUCAGAAGAACUUGCCCCCGAAAGUCCCCAUAACCCCAAUGCCAAGGUACUCCAUCAUGGAGACCCCAGUGCUGAAGAAAGAGCUGGACAGGUUUGGGGUCCGCCCUCUGCCCAAACGCCAGAUGGUCCUGAAACUGAAGGAGAUAUUCCAGUACACUCACCAGACGCUGGAGUCAGGCUCUGAGGACGAGGGCCAGUCCUCACAGCUGCCCUUGGCGUCUCCCUGCAGCCAGACCUACACCACCCAGACCUCUAAGGCUUCAAGAGCAGCUGGCCACACCCAGCUGGAGGCCCCUCCUGGCCGCAUUCCCCAGAGGUCCAAGGGACCUGCCAAGACCAAGGGCCCCCAACAUCACAAGCAGCAGCCUGGUGGCAGCAUCUCUGCCCUGAGCAUGUCACCAGCCAAGGAGGAGCCUUUGGACCCUGGCGGGGACACCCAGUUCCCAGCCUCCCAGGAGUCCACGGCCACCUCUGUGGACAGCGGGGACAGCUCCUGCAGCUCACAGAGCUCUUCCUGUGAGUUUGGAGCGGCCUUGGAGUCUGCGGGGGAAGAGGAGGUGGGCGAGGAGGUCAGCGCUUCCCAGGCGGCCGUCCAGACAGUGGCCACAGAGGAGGCCGUGCGGCGCUAUAUCCGCUCCCAGCCAGCCCUCUACCGCAAGGUCCUGCUGUACCAGCCCCUCGAGCUGGCGGAGCUGCAGGCCGAGCUGAAGCAGCAGGGCAUCCGCGUGGCCUCGGGGAAGCUGCUGGACUUCCUGGACACCCAGUGCAUCACCUUCACCACGGCCACCACCCGCAAGGAGAAGCUUGGGAGGAAGAGACGGCAGCCCACGGGCAAGAAGAGGGGCAGAGCCGGCAGGCCCGCCCCUCGCUCCCCAGUCUCGGCCGCCAGCAGCCUGUGA
This is a messenger RNA of Rangifer tarandus platyrhynchus (Svalbard reindeer), 5178 nucleotides long. Lineage: Eukaryota; Metazoa; Chordata; Mammalia; Artiodactyla; Cervidae. The record is from the annotation of a GenBank genome assembly.